UCCAUCCCUGCGCGCCAUGGCGGAGACAGACGCUAACCUGUUGCGCCACUUUCCGCUGCUGCUUCCUCAGAACCGGGAGAAAACAGCGUAUGAGGGAUUCAUUUCGGCUCAGGGAAGCGACUUUCACCUUAGAAUAGUGCUGCCUAAAGAUCGGCAACUGAAGAAUGCAAGAUUACUGUUUAGCUGGCAACUGAAAAAUAUACUUAAUGAAUACCGUCAGAUAGUCCAACAAAGAUUGAAGCAGUCUCCUGAUCUAGUGAGCUUUAUGAUGGAGUUGAAGAUGCUUUUGGAAGUUGCUUUAAAGAAUCGACAAGAGUUGUGUAUACGACCAGCUUCUCGCAGUUUCUGCACAGACCUUCUUAAUGAGAUAGGAGCUGUCGGCUGGGAUAAGCUUGUGUGUGUGGAUACUUCCUUCAGCACCAUCAAGUUAAAAGCAGAAGAUGCUUCUGGUAGAAAGCAUCUGAUCACUGUCAAGUUGAAGGCGAAGUACCCUGUAGAGCCACCAGAAUGUGUUGUGGACUUUCCAGUUCCAUUUUCUCUUUCCUGGACACCACAGAGCUCCUUGGUAAAUGUCCACAGUCAGUUCCUGGCGGCACUGGACUCACUCAAGGCAUUCUGGGACGUUAUGGAUGAGAUUGAUGAGAAGACCUGGGUUCUGGAACCAGAAAAACCUCCUCGGAGUGCAACAGCACGCAGGAUUGCAUUGGGGCAUAAUGUAUCCAUCAACAUAGAGGUAGACCCCAGGCACCCUACCAUGCUUCCUGAGUUCUGCUUUCUUGGAGCUGAUCACGUGAUAAAACCCCUGGGAAUCAAGCUGAGUGGGAACAUACAUUUAUGGGAUCCAGAAAAUAGUCUGUUACAAAAUUUGAAAGAUGUUUUAGAAAUUGACUUUCCAGCUCGUACUGUCUUGGAAGGAUCUGACUUUACUAUGGACUGUGGGAUCUGUUAUGCCCAUCACCUUAAUGGUGCCAUUCCUGAUCAAGUGUGUGAUAAUCCCCAGUGUGGACAGCCUUUCCAUCAAAUGUGCUUGUAUGAGUGGCUGAGGGGGCUGAGCACCAGCAGACAGAGCUUCAACGUCCUCUUUGGUGACUGUCCCUAUUGUAGUAAGCCAAUUACCUUGAAAAUGUCUGUGAGAAAACCCUGACGGAAGAAUGAGACACCUGUGAAGAGAUGGGAAUCCUGAAAAAUUGUUUAUAAAGAAAACAAACCAAUUUAUUUGAUGACUUCAGAGAAAAUACAAAGCGAGACAAACUAAUAUGAGCAGGCAGACUACAGUGAGUCCAUAGUAAUACACAUCUGCCUUCGUCUCCUCACUGAGAGACACCUGAGAAACUGCCCUACCAGCGGAGCAAGUAUAUCUGAACUGAGGAGACCUUGGCUUCCUGAUUGACUCUCUACUGGUACAAUCCAGAUAGGGCUUCCAGUAUGAAGGUUGGAAACCCAGGUAGCUGGGUGUCUGUUGGAGACUGUGAAUUUCACUCCGAAGAUCUGAAUACUCAUAUAUAUUUCUUCUCCUUGAGUUUUCCUACGAAAUAAGUAUAUUUUAGAUUUGUAUUAUCCAGGCAUUUAUUGUGUAUUCUUUAACAAUGCUAUUAAAAUAACUCAGCAAGCAA
Messenger RNA from Arvicola amphibius (Eurasian water vole), 1613 nucleotides. It is a transcript of the gene Fancl, whose product is annotated as FA complementation group L. Gene Ontology annotation, cellular component: nucleus; Fanconi anaemia nuclear complex. The transcript is spliced from 14 exons. Gene Ontology annotation, molecular function: ubiquitin protein ligase activity. NCBI's taxonomy places the organism in Eukaryota, Metazoa, Chordata, Mammalia, Rodentia, Cricetidae. Gene Ontology annotation, biological process: interstrand cross-link repair; protein monoubiquitination. The record is from RefSeq and is a predicted model, not a curated record. The coding region runs from base 17 to 1144 and encodes 375 amino acids.